AUGAGCACAUAUGGCUUGGUCCUUCCUGAGCCGGCGAGCAUUAGCCUUGCCCGGUCUGUGAAAAUAGCCAGAAGACCCGGAGGUCCAUUUGCCAACAAUAUAUUGUUACGGAUAGAGCCGCUCGGCGCCUCCAUCACACAUGGCGUGGCCUCCAGUGACGGCAACGGAUAUCGCCAGGAUCUCCUGAAUAUAGUCGCAGCAACAGCUGGCAACGAAGUAAGAUUCGUCGGGGGUAAUCCCAACGGCACGAUGGAGAAUAAUGAGAAUAGUGGUUGGCCGGGAUUGAUUAUCGAUGAAGUCCAUACCAAGUCCAACAACGACACAGCGAUAUUGCGACCAAAUUUGGUGUUAAUCAACGUCGGGACUAAUGACGCACUCCGAAAUAUAGAUAUUCCGAACGCAGGGGCUCGGAUGCAGAGUCUCAUAAACGACAUCUAUACCCAAUCCCCACGGGCUACCGUCAUCUUGUCGAGUCUGAUAAGAAAUACGAAUAGUGACGCGCAAGACCGGGGCGUUCAAAUAAAUUCUCAGUAUCAGGCCUUGGUCGGAUCGCUGAGAGGGCAGGGCAAGCCGAUCAUCUGGGCCGACAUGCAAGGGAGCAACGGGCCCUUAGCUUCUGACCUCGGCCCCGACGGUACCCAUCCGCUUGAUCAAGGAUACCAAAAGAUGGCCAAUAUCUGGUAUUCCGCUAUUAGCCAGGCCAACGAAGCAGAUUUUCUGAAAACUGCCGAGAAUGCAUAA
This is a messenger RNA of Truncatella angustata, 741 nucleotides long. RefSeq names its product carbohydrate esterase family 3 protein. The record is from RefSeq and is a predicted model, not a curated record. Lineage: Eukaryota; Fungi; Ascomycota; Sordariomycetes; Amphisphaeriales; Sporocadaceae. Gene Ontology annotation, molecular function: phosphatidylcholine lysophospholipase A1 activity. The coding region runs from base 1 to 741 and encodes 246 amino acids. The transcript has 2 exons.